Messenger RNA from Patiria miniata (bat star), 567 nucleotides. RefSeq lists its product as uncharacterized. NCBI's taxonomy places the organism in Eukaryota, Metazoa, Echinodermata, Asteroidea, Valvatida, Asterinidae. The record is from RefSeq and is a predicted model, not a curated record. The coding region runs from base 205 to 567 and encodes 120 amino acids. The transcript is spliced from 2 exons.
CAGGUUAUUUUGCCGAGCCUGCACAUCUCUCUCGGGGUGUUUAAGAAGUUGUUUGAUCGGUACGAGCUGGAAUGCCACAACCUUGACACCAAAUUGUUCAAGCUGCGAAUUGAGGGUGCUGAUGACAAUGAUGACGAGUACAAUUUUGACCAGGCCGUAACAGCUGAGGUCAACAGACAGAGAGAUGUUCAAACCCAACUUGAGAUGAAGAGGGAGCAGCUUGAGCAGAUAGAGGAUGACCUUCCUCUCCAUCAGCUGCAAGGUCAAACAACACGUGCAAACAAUGCAUUCAGAGAGAUUGUCCACAGAGCUGGUCAACUUCGAGCUGAGAUUAAUGACUUGGAACAACAAUCCCAAAAUGUGCAACUCCCUUUCGGCACUGGACCAAUAGCCAGCAGCCUUGAUAGUGCUCUUGUCAAACACAACGUUUGCCGACAAGCCUAUCAUGGCAAAGCCUUCGUGGGAAAUCACGUUCAUAAGUGUUGUCAGGUGAGCACUGACUUCAGUGGUUUGUCAGUACAAUGCAUAAUUAACUACCUUUGGCAAUACAAAGAAAAGAAUUUGUAG